CAUAUUUUAAAUACAAAUUUUAUAAAAUGUCAGAGAGUGAAGAAGAAGUGGAGUUUGAAAAUAGUAUUCCGCAAAAAAAUCAAAUGGAAGAGGAAGAAGAAAUUGAAGUAGAUGAAGAAUUAGAUGAGGAAGAGGAAGAAGAAUUGGAAGAAGAUGGUUCAAGAGGAAAACGAAAAAAACCUAGAUUUGGCGGGUUUAUUUUGGAUGAAGCUGAGGUUGACGAUGAAGGUGAAGAAGAGGAAGACUGGGAAGAGGGAGCUGAGGAUCUUAUAGAUAGACGUUCAAUUAGUGGAGAAAGUACAGCUCGAGAUGCUGAAGGUGCCAGACGACUUGCUCAUAUGCUUAAUCAAAAAGAAGACGAGAUAGAAGAGUACUACAAAAGAAAAUAUGCUGAAGCCUCACAUGACGAUAGAUACGGAGAAGGGGAUGAACAACUUUCGGAAGAUAUUACACAUCAAGGCCUAUUGCCCGGAAUCAAGGAUCCAAAUUUAUGGAUGAUCAAAUGCAGAAUCGGUGAGGAAAAGGCCACCGUGGUUCAAUUGAUGAGAAAAUUUAUUGCUUAUCAAUUUACAGAUGAGCCACUUCAAAUUACUUCAGUUAUUUGCAAAGAAGGUUUGAAGGGUUAUAUUUACAUCGAAUCAUUCAAACAGAGUCAAGUUAAACAAGCUAUCAAAGGUAUGGGCAACCUGCGAGCCGCCCAGUAUCAGCAAAAGAUGGUACCUAUAAACGAGAUGGUGGAUGUAUUGAAAGUGGUGAAAGAAAUUCGAUCUCUCAAGCCCAAAACGUGGGUAAGAUUGCGGAGAGGAAUAUAUAAAGACGACAUAGCCCAAGUCAACUUUGUUGAACAUGGUCAAAAUAUUGCUAACCUCAAGCUGGUCCCACGCAUAGAUUACAAGCGGAAUCGUGGCGUUCUGCGACAUUUGAACACUCCUAACUCAACCUCAGACCCGACUGCAACGAAUGCCUCCAAGAAGUCACAAUGGUGGAACAAAAUAAAAAAAAGACCACUCUCCAAGUUAUUUGACCCGGACGCCAUCAAAGCUAUAGGCGGUGAAGUUAGUCUGGAUGGGGAUUAUUAUGUAUUCGAAAGCAAUCGCUACAGUAAAACAGGAUUCCUCAGCAAGAAUUUUUAUAUAUCUGCCAUUGUAGUCGAUGGUGUUGUUCCUACUUUGACCGAAAUGGAAAAGUUUGAAGAAAACGCAGAUUCCCUAGAGGAUAUAAAUAUAAAGUCAAACAAAAUUACCGAGAUUCAUAGUUUUUCGGCUGGGGAUGUGGUGGAAGUUAUCGAAGGGGACUUGCUCUACUUGCAAGGCAAAGUUGUCACGGUGGACGGUUCCAGCAUUACUAUAAUGCCCAAUCACGCGGAGCUAAAGGACCUGCUCAAUUUCCAAGCUCACGAACUUAAAAAAUUCUUUAAAAUUGGGGAUCAUGUCAAGGUCUUGAGCGGUAGAUUUGAAGGAGACACGGGCUUGGUAGUUCGAGUUGAGGAGAAUACAGUGGUCUUAUUUUCGGACCUCACUAUGCACGAAAUAAAGGUUCUCCCCAAAGAUUUGCAGUUGUCUCAAGAAACUACUUCUGGGGUAGACUCCUUAGGUCAAUACCAGCUGCGGGAUCUAGUUCAUCUCGAUCCGCAACACGUGGGUGUCAUAGUGAGGAUAGAAAAAGAGAUUUUCCAAAUUCUCAACACUGCCGGCAAGGUGGUAAGAGUCAAGCCCCAAUCAAUAUUGCGCAAGAAAGAUACGAGCAAAGCUGUUUGUUUAGACUCUGCUGAGAAUAGACUCCAGGCCAAGGAUGUCAUCAAAAUUUGCGAUGGACCUCACAAGGGCAAAGAAGGCACCAUCGAGCACAUAUUUAGAAGCUUCGUAUUCUUACACUCAAAGCUUCACACCGAAAGUGCCGGCAUAUUCCUGUGUAGAGCUAGACAUCUGUCUUUAGUCGGUGGAAGUUCUAAGCCAAUGAAUAGAGUUGAUGACCCUUUUGGUUCCUUGGGACAUUUUGUGCCCAUGUCACCUAGAAUCAGCCCUAGUCCUCAAAGAAACAAUGAUCCUUUUAGUCAAGAUUCGCUCUCAGGCUCCCCAACCAAUGCUUUCCACCGUAGGGCUGGGGCUCACACCACCCGUGACAAUUCUAUGAUUGGACAGACGGUCAAGAUUAUCAGCGGUCCUUACAAAGGUCACAUGGGAAUAGUUAAGGAUUCUACGGAGACAACAUCUAGGGUAGAAUUACAUUCCAAUUGCCAAACCAUAAACGUUGAUAGAGUCAGGAUCGCCAGCAUUACUGACAAAAUCAUAAGUGGAGGCGUUACCGCCUACGGAAGAACACCUAUGAUGGGAGGACAGACGCCCAUGUACGGAAUAGGUUCUAAAACACCAGUAUAUGGCUCACAAACACCCCAACCUGACGGGAGCAGGACACCUCACUAUGCUGCAAAUAUGACUCCGCUGCACGAAGGCAAUAGAACUCCCGGCAACUUUGCAGUGCCUCCUAUGUUGUCUUCCAAUUCCUCCUUCACGCCUUCCCCUUCACGUUACGACCAUUCAGCAUCGGCGACGCCGUCCCUGCAAAUCCCGGACACUCCUGUUGCAGCUGACCGAUACGAUUCCCCGGCUUCGUCCUAUACCCCCUACGGCGCUGGACCUUCCCCUUAUCCCAUGACACCUGGAAGAUCUUCUGAGAACUUUUUAGACUGGGCAACGAAUGAUUUGGUGGUUAAGAUUAAGGAAUCUUACCACGAUUCGCAAUUGACUGGAAACAUUGGAAUACUAAGAGGCGUUUCUAAUAACAUGUGUUCACUCUUUUUACCAGACGAUGAAAAGACGAUAAGUAUCUUAUCGCAUGAUUUAGAACCUGUGUUGCCAAAUAUAAAUGAUAAAGUUAAAGUGCUUUGUGGCGAGUUUCGAGAUAUGCUCGGUAAAUUAAUCAACAUUGAAGGUGAAGACGGAGUUGUUAAGAUAGUUGAAGAGGAAGAGGAUAUACAAUUGAUACCGUUACACUAUCUUUGCAAGUUUCAAGGAACCGCAAACGACUGAAUCUUAUUUAUAUAUAUUAAUAUAAUACGGAAUCUAUCAAAACGAAUUUUAAUUUCAUAUAUAUAUAUUGAUUUAUUUUAAAAAAAUAAAUUAUUUAA
Messenger RNA from Gordionus sp. m RMFG-2023, 3127 nucleotides. Its product is annotated as transcription elongation factor SPT5-like. Gene Ontology annotation, cellular component: DSIF complex. The coding region runs from base 27 to 3029 and encodes 1000 amino acids. The transcript is spliced from 23 exons. Gene Ontology annotation, molecular function: mRNA binding. Lineage: Eukaryota; Metazoa; Nematomorpha; Gordioida; Chordodea; Parachordodidae. The record is from RefSeq and is a predicted model, not a curated record. Gene Ontology annotation, biological process: transcription elongation by RNA polymerase II; regulation of DNA-templated transcription elongation; regulation of transcription by RNA polymerase II.